Messenger RNA from Cucumis sativus (cucumber), 574 nucleotides. RefSeq names its product 60S ribosomal protein L39. Bases 154 to 309 code for a protein of 51 amino acids. Gene Ontology annotation, biological process: translation. The transcript has 3 exons. Gene Ontology annotation, cellular component: ribosome; cytosolic large ribosomal subunit. NCBI's taxonomy places the organism in Eukaryota, Viridiplantae, Streptophyta, Magnoliopsida, Cucurbitales, Cucurbitaceae. Gene Ontology annotation, molecular function: structural constituent of ribosome. The record is from RefSeq and is a predicted model, not a curated record.
CUCAUUGGUUGUCUAGAAUCGAGCAACAUUGUUUUAGCGGUCCACAUAAAAAGGUCAUCUCCUCUUUCACUUGUUUUUAUCUGAAAUUAGGGUUUCCGUUCCUUUUGUUCGCUGUUCGUGGCCCUCGUCGCUGCCGGUUGCCGAAUCUCCAAGAUGCCGUCUCACAAGACCUUCAGAAUCAAAAAGAAGUUGGCGAAGAAGAUGAGACAGAACAGGCCUAUUCCUCACUGGAUCCGUCUUAGGACCGAUAAUACCAUCAGGUACAAUGCGAAGCGAAGGCACUGGCGCCGCACUAAACUCGGAUUCUGAGGUUCUUUGCUUGUGAUUUUCUCUUCAUCCUUGGCAAUUGUUUUGAACCUGUUUAAGCUUUAGUUAUGGAGAAGACGAAGAAUAUAGAGCUAGAUUUUUGAAUUUUUUGCCUCUCAAUUAAAAACUUGUUAAAGAGACCCGUGCAGUUUAUAGGCUUCUUAAUUCUGUGCUAAAUUUAUGUCUGAAGUGACCUUCAUUCGACGGUUAAUCUCGUUUUCGAUUUGUUUAAUACUAUUCUAGUUCAGUUUUUUGCCAUUUUUUAUAA